AUGGGCAAAAUGGCAGUCCAAUGGAAGCGAUUUUCUGCAGAUAUUGUCGAGGCAGUUGUCAACUACGCAUACACCGGUGGCCUCACAAUCUCCACUGCCAAUGUCACCCGACUCUACCUGUUGGGAUAUAAUCUCGGCUCAGGACAGAUUGUCACAUGAAUUAACUUAGACAGUGUGGGAGAAGUUUGGUCAAUCGCCAAUGUCACAGGAAACAGUGGACUUAUCGAACUCUGCCUUCCACUGCUAAUGCAACACUUUGACGAUCUGUGUUUUCGACGGAACCUUUUGCAGCAGACAACAUCAGAGUACUUGGAGGUCCUAGUGGGAAAUAAGCAGGCCGAGAGUGUGAGUGAGGAGGCUAAAUUUCGUGCCAUCUCCAAGUGGCUGGAUUUGGGUUUUGAUAUGUGUGAUCUGGAGGAGAGGGCAAAAGAAUUCACAAAGCUGAUAACAAAGAUUGACCUGACUGAACUGUCGCCUCAAUUUCUCACCGAGUUUUGGAAGUUGGGUGAAGGAAUAUGCAGAAUUGCGCUUUGCAGAGAUGUGCUUCUAGCCUACGGGUGGAAUAAGACCUCGAGAUGUUGGAUGUUGACAUCUGUACCGCAGUUGCAACCGGAGGAAUCCAUCAACUAUUCAAUUCCAUUCAAUGGAGAAGCAGCCGUAUCGGACGGCCGUUUUUAUGUCCUAGGCGGGGUUGGCACCAAAACCAAUCUACUGACCUUGAAUUUUCGUGAUGGCUCUAAUUCCACAACUCCAGUACAAAUGGAUCCACGGAGCGACUAUUCCAUCAUGUGGAGCAAUGACUCAAUAUUCAUUUUUGGUGGUCAUUAUCGUGGACAAUGUCUUUCCACCUGUGAAAAAUUGGACACCACCAAUGGCGAGCUCACUAAACUUCCAGACAUACCGAACGCACGACAUGGAAUGUCGAUUGUAAGCACUCCCGACUUUGGAAUUGUGGCUGUCGGUGGAAGUGAUCGGGUGGAUUCGAAUUUGCCAACGUCUCGAAACGCCGACAUGAUGGUAGAAGAUGAUGCAAAUACAGGGGGUUGGCAUUGGACGAAGCUUAGCCCGAUGUUGAAGGAGCGCUAUCGUCCGGGAAUCGCCUCAUUCAACCAAUGCGUAGUGGUUGCUGGAGGCGACGCAGAGUACACCGUAGAGAGCCUCUCGCUGACAUCGAAUGCUCAAUGGACGCUUCUGCGGGGUAUCGAUAAUUAUUUCAGUUCUUGGGAUCUCCGUCUAAGUCCGGCAACCUCCUCUCACCUGGCACAGAUAAUGACGACUCGGAUUAACAAACUCAUUCACGCUACCAUGGAUCUAUUCCUCCUCCGUCACAUCGGCAAUUCUGCUCGGUUUGGUGUUCUGCUCUACGGUCUCACCUACAUCGGAGCACGGUUUAACUUUUUGACGCUGUGCAUAUGGGGUGAGCGGUGA
This is a messenger RNA of Hydatigera taeniaeformis, 1428 nucleotides long. The record is from the annotation of a GenBank genome assembly. Lineage: Eukaryota; Metazoa; Platyhelminthes; Cestoda; Cyclophyllidea; Taeniidae.